Molecule: messenger RNA, 4524 nt
Organism: Polyodon spathula (Mississippi paddlefish)
Lineage: Eukaryota; Metazoa; Chordata; Actinopteri; Acipenseriformes; Polyodontidae
Product: kelch-like protein 25
Exons: 4
Coding region: 1464-3233 (589 amino acids)
Molecular function (GO): protein binding
Source: RefSeq, a predicted model, not a curated record
GUAAAGCGACAAGCAAAGAAAGUCAAAAGUAAGCGAUGAAGCGCCCUGCGGUCCAGGGGCUGUUAUCGACUGCGCUGUGUGUGUAGCGCCGGCUUUGCUCUGAUUUGUGUGAACUGUAGUACAUCACAGACUGGGACGGGAGUUAUAACGUACAGAUGAAAGAGGAGGUUCUGUCGAACCAGUGGACUCGUGUAUUGUAUUUUAAUUUGCACUUUUUUGUCUUUCUUUCGUACACUGACUUAUUUUGGCACAGUAGCUACCAUAAUAGUUUGAAGUAUUCCAGUAUUAUAUUGACAGUGUAGCACUCAGUGAACCGUGCCUCGUAUAUCUCAAUGUUGCCCGCCUUACACACUCUCAGAUGCAGUACAGGGUGCCGUGAGUACAGCUAGCAAACGGGAGCAUUUCAAGAGCCUUUGAUACCGGUCUCCUGUGGGGGUUUAGACAAGAAAACACGCCUGUAAAUCGUAUUCGAGUCUGCAGUUCACGUUCUUCAGGUCAGCAACAUAUCCUUACUUGAUUACCUUCGUUUUAGGGGAAGGGGUAGGGGUUGUAAUAGCAGGUGACUUUUAAAAUGUAUUUUCAAGGUAAUUUCAAAGAUUCUUAAUUUCUCAAAGCCUAGGCUAGCUCUUGGAGAUUAAUCUAAUGCAGUGGGUCCAUUAACUGCUCCAGCUGUUUGUGUUCCUGUCGUUGAAGUGGGGAAGCAGCGUUGUAUUUCACGUUUACUGUAAUCAGAAUUGGGUACAAUUGAAGCGAGUAUCGUCCGGAGCAUUUUAUCAUCUAGAAACUGAAGCACGAUGACGUGGCCUCAUUGUAGAAAACACAGUGUGUUAUUGUGGGUGCAGCCUGGUGUGUGACUUUUAUUGUGAUUUUAGUCUUUUGCUUCUGGUGAUGUUAUCCAGUACCCAAUAGCUUACUGUUGUGUGUUUUGAUAAAAUGCUUUACGUUUCUGCUUUAUUUCUACAUGCUGGAGGCUUGCUUGGAUCUAGAAUGACUAGCGUGCCAGGUGGUAACAUGGUGAAGUUCAAAGCCAGGCAUAACCUUUAGGGUUAGAAGCAGGUUCUUGUCUGUGGCACCCACCCCCUCACACGAUGAUCUGUGAACUCUUGCUAGACUUGCACCCCUCUUCCCAUUGACAGCCAGCCAGCUUGUUUAACACUUGUGUAAAGUGGCUGAGUCAAGCCCUCUGUCGCAAAGACACCUCCAGCACCCGCUUGCCAGUCCGCUACUUCCAGGAGAUUGAGGGAAGCACUUAUUUAUUCAGCCAGAUGGUGAUUCGUUCAGCACCACAAACUGGUAGAAAGCGGCCAGUGUUCUUCGUCAGUCCUGGAGAAGAAGGGAUGAAAAGCUGAACGCUGGAGGAAGGACUCGCAAGAAUACCAAUACCUCUCAUGAAAGGAGGUUUCUCAGCUGCUCUGGAAAGUUAGUCAGAUAGAGAAUAGGCAGUCCACGGAGGGACUGGAACCAUGUCUGUCAGUGUGCACGAGAACCGCAAGUCCCGCUCCAGCACGGGCUCUAUGAACAUCUCCCUGUUCCACAAGCCCUCGCACCCGGACAGCGUGCUCACCCACCUCAACACCCUGCGCAAGCAGUGCAUGUUCACUGACGUCACCCUGUGGGCGGGCGAGCGCUCCUUCUCCUGCCACCGCGCCGUGCUGGCUGCCUGCAGCCGCUACUUCGAGGCCAUGUUCAGCGGGGGCCUGCGCGAGAGCCUGGACAGCGAGGUGAACUUCCACGACAGCGUGCACCCCGAGGUGCUGGAGCUGCUGCUGGACUUCGCCUACUCCUCGCGGGUCGUCAUCAACGAGGAGAAUGCAGAGUCCCUGCUGGAGGCUGGGGACAUGCUCCAGUUCCACGACAUCCGGGACGCAGCGGCCGAGUUCCUGGAGAAGAACCUGCACUCCUCCAACUGCCUUGGCAUGUUGCUGCUCUCGGAUGCCCACCAGUGCAAGCGCCUCUAUGAGCUCUCCUGGAGGAUGUGCCUUGUAAACUUCGAGGCUGUGAAGGACACAGAGGACUUCUAUGGACUCUCCAAGGACAAGCUGUUGGAUCUUAUCCUCAGUGACGAGCUGGCGAUCGAGGAUGAGCAGAUAGUCUACCAUGCCAUCAUCCGCUGGGUCCGCUGCGACUUGGACAGCAGGAAGAACCACCUCCCAGAACUCCUUAGUGGGAUCCGCCUGGCCCUGCUGCCUUCUGAGUACCUGAUCGAGACGGUGGCCUGCGAGGAGCUGGUGCUGUCAGACAAGAGGAGCCGGCAGAUUGUAGAGGAGGCUGUCCAGUGCAAGAAGAAGAUCCUUCAGAACGAUGGAGUGGUCACCAGCACCUGCGCCCGCCCCCGCAUGGCUGGACACACCCUGCUCAUCCUGGGGGGCCAGACCUUCAUGUGCGACAAGAUCUACCAGGUGGACCACAAGGCCAAGGAGAUCAUCCCCAAGUCAGACCUGCCCAGCCCCAGGAAGGAGUUCAGUGCCUGUGCCAUUGGGUGCAAAGUGUACAUAACAGGAGGGCGGGGGUCUGAGAAUGGCGUCUCCAAGGAUGUUUGGGUUUAUGACACAAUUCAUGAAGAGUGGUCUAAAGGCGCCCCUAUGUUGAUCGCUCGCUUUGGCCACGGCUCUGCUGAACUGGAGAACUGCUUGUACGUCGUUGGUGGACACACAGCCAUAGCGGGUGUAUUCCCUGCCUCCCCUUCCGUCUCUCUAAAGCAGGUGGAGAGGUACGACCCCCUCACCAAUAAAUGGAUAAUGAUGGCGCCCCUGAGGGACGGAGUGAGCAACGCGGCCGUGGUCAGCGCUAAACUGAAACUGUUUGUCUUCGGCGGCACCACCAUCCACCGGGACAAAGCCUCCAAGGUCCAGUGCUACGACCCUGUGGAAAACCGCUGGGCCAUUGCAGCCGAGUGCCCCCAGCCCUGGCGAUACACAGCCGCUGCGGUCUUAGGCAGCCAGAUCUUCAUCAUGGGCGGCGACACCGAAUUUACUGCCGUCUCUGCCUACCGCUUCGACUGUGAGACCAAUCAGUGGACACGAGUCGGGGACAUGACCUCCAAACGCAUGAGCUGCCACGCUGUGGCUUCCGGCAACAAGCUCUACGUGGUGGGAGGCUACUUUGGCACCCAGCGCUGUAAGACGUUAGACUGCUACGACCCUACCUCUGACAGCUGGAAUAGUAUAACCACUGUGCCUUACUCCCUCAUUCCUACUGCGUUUGUCAGCACCUGGAAGCACCUGCCUGCCUGAGACGGGAGCUUCACCAAGGAGCUCAACAUUCAACCAAAUUAAGGUGCCAUGGUUUUGCUCACAGCAUCCUUCCAACCCCAGGGCUGGGAUAGGAACUCCUGAUUGGGUGACUGGGCAGUGGCUGGACAGUCUGUUUUUUUUUUUUUAAACAGCCUUCUGAUUACCUGACAGGAGUGGAGCAGAACUGGAGGAAGUCUGGUCUCCAUGGCAACAAUGGAAGAGGCUCCUGGGAUUGUCUCCGUCCCCUGAUUUCUGUGGAGGCUCUUUAGCCACAUUGCUGAUGAGCUGGUAUACUAACCGAGAUGCAUUUGUUUCUCAAACUUUUAACACGUUCUGUUUUUUACAGACUAGACUAGAUUAACAUAAACAAAUGCCACAACCCAAACCUGGAACACAUUGAAUUGACAUCUUUGUCCUCCUUUCUUCACAGAUUCUGUCAGGGCUUGGAAUUAUUUAAAAAUGUUGGUUCAAAUGUUGGUUCCUUUCGCUUCCAGAAGGUCAUGUGAUUUUACCAAGGUCAGUGCCCAAGACCCACGGCCGGGUCGACGGGGCUUCAUGCAAGCACUGACCCGGCCGGGUCGAUGGGACUCGACACAAGCGCUGACCAGGGUCGACAGGACUCAACUCAACUUCGUACACUGUUUAGAGCAGCAUUAUUAACUCCUAUAUGAAUGGGUUGCUUCUGCACAUUGGCAUCAGCUGAAUCUGGUCCUUUUCAAAAGACUGUAUUGCCUUUUUGUAGGUGUUGAUUUGCUGGUUCCCAAUCAGUAGACGGCACAGUUUGCUGUGUACAUAUUUGAAUAAUGUCUUCCAGAUAAACUCAAAAUAACACAGCUGUGAAAACCUAUUAUUGAUCCAGAUUCAUAAAGUGCAUGGAUUAACUACAUGACAUGGCUCCUUUUAUGGUUAGAGGGAUAGAAAUAUUAUCUAGCCUGUGAUAACCGGUCCUGUACAGUACGCUUGCUGGUAGAGACAUGGGCUCCUCGGAACUCAAAUUCUGAGCAGCCGUCUCUCCUGCUGUAAUGAACUGGAUUCUAUUGCGUUGUUUUUAGAAACUUCAGUACUGGACAUGAUGCGAUGAACGAGUUUCUUUGAUAAAACCUGCACUGGAUGAAGCCUCUUCUGUUUCAAGGAAGUCGCCUCAGGGCUUCAGAAAAGGUUACUGAGGUACUAAGUAAAAUUUAGAUUUUAAUUUUCCAGGAGACACACUACUGUACAUCAGAGGUAGAAACUAGAAAGUCUGUUUGAUUACAGUUUUUAAAACAUGCACACUAGUUAUCAAAAACCAAUG